Messenger RNA from Cynara cardunculus var. scolymus (artichoke), 1079 nucleotides. RefSeq names its product 60S ribosomal protein L7a-1-like. Gene Ontology annotation, biological process: ribosome biogenesis. The coding region runs from base 60 to 833 and encodes 257 amino acids. The transcript has 7 exons. The record is from RefSeq and is a predicted model, not a curated record. Gene Ontology annotation, cellular component: ribonucleoprotein complex. NCBI's taxonomy places the organism in Eukaryota, Viridiplantae, Streptophyta, Magnoliopsida, Asterales, Asteraceae.
GAUUUGGUUUGUCUUCCUCUUCAUCGCCGCUUUGAAACCCGGAUUCUCAACUUCGAUCAAUGGGUCCAAAGAAAGGUGGAAAGCCGGUUGCAACUAAGAAGAAAACGGAGAAGGUAGUGAACCCCUUGUUCGAGAAAAGGCCGAAGCAAUUUGGGAUCGGUGGAGCAUUGCCACCUAAGAAGGAUGUUCAUAGAUUUGUGAGAUGGCCACAAGUUGUUCGCAUUCAGAGGAAGAGGAGGAUCCUCAAGCAGCGUUUGAAGGUUCCACCUGCUUUGAAUCAGUUCACCAAGACCCUCGACAAGAAUCUUGCAACGACUUUGUUCAAGAUGCUGCUCAAGUACAGGCCUGAAGAUAAAGCAGCAAAAAAGGAACGGCUCCUGAAAAGGGCACAGGCUGAGUCUGAAGGGAAGACAGCGGAAGCCAAGAAGCCUAUUGUUGUCAAGUAUGGUCUGAACCAUGUCACCUACCUCAUUGAGCAGAACAAGGCACAAUUAGUCAUCAUUGCCCAUGAUGUGGACCCCAUUGAGUUGGUUGUCUGGCUUCCUGCGUUGUGCAGAAAGAUGGAAAUACCUUACUGCAUUGUGAAGGGAAAAUCUCGAUUGGGAACUAUCGUCCAUCAGAAAACUGCAGCAGCUCUGUGCUUGACUACAGUCAAGAAUGAAGACAAGAUGGAGUUCAGCAGAAUCUUGGAAGCAAUCAAGGCCAACUUCAAUGAUAAGUAUGAAGAAUACAGAAAGAAGUGGGGUGGUGGGAUAAUGGGUUCAAAAUCUCAGGCGAAAACAAAAGCAAAGGAGAGGGUUCUUGCCAAGGAGGCUGCUCAAAGGUUGACAUAGAGCCCUUCAUUAUCUAUAGUAGUCUGCAGAGUUGAGAAGGCUAUGUUUAGGACCUCUGUUACAUUGGUCAGUGUCGAUUCCUUUUAGUUUCCCGAAGACAAGUUACCGAGUGCUUUCUUACGUGAGUUUGAUUAUGUCACAGUUUAUUCAAUUUUGGUCGGUUAUAUUAGCAAACAAUUGUUUUCGUUAUGCUUUCCAUAACUAUGACUUGUAUGUUAAUGCUUCUCAGUGAUUGCCAUUCCUAUC